This is a messenger RNA of Vitis riparia (riverbank grape), 1601 nucleotides long. RefSeq names its product AT-hook motif nuclear-localized protein 22. NCBI's taxonomy places the organism in Eukaryota, Viridiplantae, Streptophyta, Magnoliopsida, Vitales, Vitaceae. Gene Ontology annotation, biological process: vegetative to reproductive phase transition of meristem. The record is from RefSeq and is a predicted model, not a curated record. Gene Ontology annotation, cellular component: nucleus. The transcript has a single exon. Bases 490 to 1392 code for a protein of 300 amino acids. Gene Ontology annotation, molecular function: minor groove of adenine-thymine-rich DNA binding; DNA-binding transcription factor activity.
UCCAAAACACAUAACACCACCCAACCCCAGGACAUCACUCACACCCUCUCCUUCUCUCUCUCUCUCUCUCUUUCUCUCUGUCUGUCUGUCUCUCUCUCUCUCUCUCUAUCCCCCCCUUGUUCUUCAUUUUCUCCCAAACCCUCACCAACAGCAAACAAAAGAGAGAAGCUCAACAGUUGAGGGGAAAAGAAAAACAACUCUCACAUGAGGUUAGAGAGUAGAAAGAUGGCUGAUUCAGCUGUUUCAGCUGAAAAUUUGGUGGGUGAUGCUCAAAAGCCCUUUCUUCUCUCUUUUCUGGUGAAGGUUAGCGGCAUUUGAUUCAUCAAAACACCCAGAAAGCCACCUCAGAAAGCCACAAAAGAAGCAAAGCAAAGACUGAUCAUACCCCAAGAAGCUCUCCCUCUUUGUCUCUCAAUUUACUUCACCUGGGUAUUUUUAUGCCUUGAGGUAAAUAGGGUUUCGGACAAAAAACAAAACAAAAGGAAAGAAAUGGAUCCAGUUACAGCCCAUGGUCGUCCUCUUCCUCCUCCUUUCCACACCAGAGAUCUUCAGCUGCACCACCACCACCAAUAUCAACACCACCCACAAGCCAAUUCUGAAGAUGAACAAAGUGGCAGCAGCAGCUUAAACCGAGCACAGAAGCGUGAUCGCGAUGAAAGUAACGCCACCAACAACACUAGUCCGAUUGACGGCAAAGAAUUCGGCACAUCCAGUGGCGAUGGAGAGAUCACGAGAAGACCUAGAGGCAGACCAGCUGGCUCCAAGAACAAGCCCAAACCUCCCAUCAUUAUAACACGAGACAGUGCCAACGCCCUCCGAUCCCAUGUCAUGGAAAUUGCCACCGGAUGCGAUAUCAUGGACAGUCUAAACACCUUUGCUCGGCGGCGACAGAGGGGGAUUUGCAUUUUAAGCGGUAGCGGAACUGUGACCAAUGUCACUCUAAGGCAACCCGCUUCCCCCGGUGCAGUUGUGACCUUACACGGAAGAUUUGAGAUCUUAUCGCUCUCCGGCUCUUUUCUACCCCCUCCAGCACCGCCCGCUGCGUCGGGGCUAACCAUAUACCUGGCCGGCGGACAGGGGCAGGUGGUGGGUGGUAGCGUGGUUGGGCCGCUACUAGCCUCGGGUCCAGUGGUAAUCAUGGCUGCUUCAUUUGGUAAUGCCGCAUACGAGAGGCUUCCUCUGGAGGAUGAAGAGCCGCAGGUUCCGAUUCCCGGAAGCGGCCCUCUUGGAUCUCCGGGAAUGGUGGGACAACAGCCGCAACAGCAGCAGCAGCAGCAACAGCUUUUGCCAGAUCCUAACGCAUCUCUUUUUCAAGGGUUACCUCCAAAUCUUCUCAAUUCAUGCCAAUUACCUGCUGAGGCCUAUUGGGGAACUGCUCGCCCACCCUAUUAGCAACCAGAAAAAACAGAAACUAUGUUUUAUUUUUCUUUUCUUUUCUUCGCUCCUUUGUUUUCACUCUCCUGUCACCUUUUUCAUUCUUCUUCUUUUAUUAGUUAUGUUUAAGAUGAUAAUCCAGCGCGAUAUUCGUCUGCCUUUAAUUGAAGAAGGAUGUACAAAUUCUUGAAUUUUUGGUGGGUUUGAUUUGAUUUGAUUUUAUUUCA